Sphaeroforma arctica JP610 is the source of this 769-nucleotide messenger RNA. RefSeq lists its product as hypothetical. Lineage: Eukaryota; Ichthyosporea; Ichthyophonida. The transcript has 2 exons. Bases 118 to 405 code for a protein of 95 amino acids. The record is from RefSeq and is a predicted model, not a curated record.
CUGUAGGAAUUGGAGAAGUUGCCUGACGAUGAGAAGGAGAGGGUGCUCAAACAGUACAGUCUGCACGACAUACUCGACGAUUUAGGUGUCGAUAUAGACGUUCACGAUGACUUCCAGAUGGAGGUUCCAGGCAAGGUGAUAUACUUCUACGAAGAUGCGGCUGCUGAGAAUGAUGCCGAGGAUAAGGGCGACCUGUACAACAUGGUGCUCUGCGAUGCGUUGUUCCCUUCGUUCACGAGGAUUAGCAUAGAUCCCAGGCUGGUCUUUGACCAUGCGUGUGCUUCGUACGAGUCGGCGUUCAAGCGCUUAACUCGGGCUAUGAAGGAUAGAGCGGAGGGCGAGAGCGAGAAGGACCUGGAAGUGGCUCCAGAAACGGAGAAGAAAGUGAAGCAGCUCGACGAAUGAGGGAUUGGAAUGAACCGAUUGUACCUGUGAAUACUAGGUGGUUGUAGUGGUUUGGGUUCCAAUGGGAAUGUUUAGGUAUAAAUUAAAGAUAAACGGGGUGCACUGGCUUGCUUGCCCACUUUUAGUUUAUGUACUUUCAUCUAUACAGAGCAUCAUGCCUGGGAUCUGAAACCGUACUCACAUCGAAACAUUGAGGUUGCUACUUGACUUUUACGGGAUGGAGUGUCGUCAGUUGCCAAUAUUUGUGAUUCGGAUAACGCUCAGCGGACUCACAACCGAUACAUCUCGCAACGGAAGCUCUGCUGUAUAGUAUAGGCGAACCAUCGAUAUCCAUAUGUAAUAAAGUUACACCACGAUAUAGCAA